Rhagoletis zephyria (snowberry fruit fly) is the source of this 888-nucleotide messenger RNA. RefSeq names its product protein giant-lens-like. NCBI's taxonomy places the organism in Eukaryota, Metazoa, Arthropoda, Insecta, Diptera, Tephritidae. The record is from RefSeq and is a predicted model, not a curated record.
GACUCCGAGGACGAUCUACCGAUUUGUGCUCCCAAUGCUGUCUGCUCAAAAAUCGAUUUGUACGAAACACCUUGGAUCGAGCGUCAAUGCCGUUGCCCCGAAUUGAAUCGUCAACCGCACAUUAUACUCCACCAUCACUCAACAACACAUCAUCACGGCAGCGGCUCCGGCUCCGGCUCCGGCUCCGGCGAGCUCUCACAAUCCGCUGGUGCUGGUGCUGCUGCUGCUGCUGCGGCGGCACAUGAAAAAUUCCGCAGCUACUAUGAACGAGAGAGAAUGUUGCAACAUAAACGUUUGCUGGUGGGCGAUUUCAACGAUAAGAAAUUCGAGCAGCUGCAUCUGAAGAAGUUGAUGCAACGUUUAGGCGCCGUCUAUGAGGAUGAUUUAAAUUUACAGGCUAGCGAUUAUGCAUCAUCGGCAUCGUCACAUAACGAAGACAACGAUGCUUUGCCCAAUUCACAGGAGGGCGAUGAAAUUGGUGAACUGAACGACAAUGAAUUUCCGCAUACACCAUCGCGUCGUAAUUACUAUUCGGUGGAGCCGAGUACAGCGCAUAUGCGGCAUUCGGGUCAUAAUGGGCAUCGUGCGAAGGAUUCGUUGAUCACCUUCAUUGGUGGCUGUCCGAGUGGGUUGGGUGUGGAGGAUGGCCAUACAAUUGCCGAUAAGACGCGUCACUAUAAGAUGUGUCAACCGGUGCACAAGUUGCCCGUAUGCAAACAUUUCCGCGAUUACACGUGGACGCUUACCACUUCAGCUGAACUAAAUGUGACUGAACAAACUGUACAUUGUCGUUGCCCAAAGAAUUCGGUGACAUAUCUGACGAAACGAGAGCCGGCUACAUAUGGCGCGAGCGGUUAUACGUACCUCUUUGCUUGUUCACCCAUAACA